AGCCCCUGAAGCCUCCCGCACACCCAGGGGCUCUGAGAAAGCAGCGCCUUUCCCAGGCUGUCCUUGGGAGGUGGCAAAGCUCUGUCCCUGCUGGAGCACUGCUGACCACUGUCACCAACCAAACAUGCAGAGGGCAUGAGAGCCCACAGGACCUGACUCAGUCAUCACUCAGAGGAAAGGAGAAGGCAAGAAAGGAAACAAAGCAGUUGAGAUCCACCAGCAGCUGCCACAGGGCAUCGGCUCCGGCACUGAGCUCCCAGAGAGGGCCAAAAGCACAAGUGAGUGGCAGUGCCACAUCUUUCCUAGACCAUGUCAUUCCCAGCACACAAGGCUGAACGUGUAAAGUGACUCUGCAAUGUUCUCCAAGGUCCCUGUAGAACAAGGGUCACUUUGGGAAGGGCUCUAGGCCUGCCUGGUCCAGGCUCACUCCAGGGAGCUUCGGAGCUGAUGAGAGCAGGACUGCUCCAUCCUUGCAGUGACACCAUGGAUCCAUGUUACAACCACACAAGCUCUCAAAAAAGCAUGGACCGCCCCAUGCAGCUGCUGGUCGGGUUCUUUCUGGGCAUCCUCAUCGUGAUCACUCUCUGUGGUAACAUCAUCGUGUGCCUGGCCGUCACCCUGGACCGGCGGCUGCGGAGCGUGACCAACCGCGUCAUCGUCUCCCUGGCCAUCACAGACCUGCUGCUGGGGCUGCUGGUGCUGCCCUUCUCUGCUUACUACGAGCUCACCAAGGAGUGGCCCUUUGGCAGGGUUCUGUGCAACAUCUACACCAGCCUGGACGUCAUGCUGUGCACGGCCUCCAUCCUCAACCUCCUCAUGAUCAGCCUGGACCGCUACUUCGCCAUCACCACCCCGCUCCGCUAUGGCCAGGUGGUCACUCCCUCCCGGGUGGCCGUGGGCUUGGCUGUCAUCUGGACUGUUUCACUGAUGGUCUCCUUCCUACCCAUCCACCUGGGCUGGAACACCAAGGGGACGGCGGUGCAGAACACAAGCACCACCUGCAGCAAGGAGUGCACGCUGGGAGUGAACCUUGAGUACGGGUUGGUGGACAGCUUGCUCACCUUCUACAUCCCUCUGGUCAUCAUGUGCAUCACCUACUACAGGAUACUCAGGAUAGCCAGGGAGCAAGCCAAGAGGAUAAACCACACGUGGGGCAACGCGCCCGUGUCCCCCAUGGUGAAGGAGCACAAAGCCACCAUGACGCUGGCAGUGGUGCUGGGAGCCUUCAUCGUCUGCUGGUUCCCCUACUUCACCCUCUUCACCUACCGGGGCGUGUCGGGGGACAGCCAGGUCAAAGGCACACUCAUGUCCAUUGUGCUCUGGCUGGGCUAUGCCAACUCAGCCCUGAACCCCAUCCUCUAUGGGACACUCAACAAGGAUUUCCGAGUGGCCUACCAGAACUUGCUGCACUGCUGCAGGACGGGAUACCCCAGGAACUCCCACCUGCCUCCCCUGCAGCAGGCCCAGCCCAGGGGCAGGCAGGGCCAGGGCAGGCAGGAGGGCAAACCCUUGAAGCUGGAGGUGAGGAAUGAGAAGGGGACUCUGCUCACUGAUGGAGCCCUCAAGAGGAUCCCUGCUCUGGCACAUGGCAACUCCAUCCCCAAACACUGCUGGAGAGGCCUCUGCCCACCCAGGUUCCUCCCAGGAGGGUGCUGGGUUAGAAGAGCCCUUGGAGGAGCUGCCAAAGAACAUCUGCCCAUCCUGUGGGCAGUGACACUUUCAGCAUGAAGAGAUGCCUGGGGAGCUGGGUCAGGAAGCAGUGCAUGCCUGGGCAGGGCUGGGAGUGCCCUCUUCAGAGCCCUGGCAGUGGCUCAGGCUGCAGGGGAAGGGGCUGUUGAGGUCGUGGUGCCAGACAGACCAGCUCAGGAUGGAGAAAGACAACAGGCACCACUUCCCUGGUGUCCUGGGAAUGUACCCACCCCUCAGAGGGGCAGGGCCCUGGCAGAUGGGGUGACAUGGCAGGAGGGCUCAAGCGAGGUGGAUGCUGGCAGCCACGAGUGCUGGAUGUCUGUGCACAGAACAUCCCAGGCCCUCAGCAUCCACCCUGGGGCAGGGCUGCUUCCCAUCCCUGGGGCUGUCCUUACAGCACACCCCCUGUCCCAGCCCUACUGCCAGCCAAAGAGAAGCCCUGGAGCCUGCUGGGGAGGUACUGAGCAGCCAGGGCUUGCCCCAGGCUCUGCCCUCCUGAGAAGCUCAACAUGAAGGCUCCCAAAAGAGAAGAUUUUGCACAGACUUGGGGCAGAAACAAUCAGUGGUAUAAAAAAAAAAAUCUAUUUAAGACAGAAAGAAAAUGAGAUGCUUGAUGAUUUCUGUGGGAGUACUUUGUCCUGGGAAGAGCCUCCCUGCCCUGCUCCAUCCUGCUGUCCCAUUCCCAACCUUCUGCUGCGACAGAGCCUGAACACACAGCACAAACACCCGAGACACAGGCACAGCUACCCUGGACAAGGCUGGCACCCCCCAGAGCACAUCUUGCCCUGUGGGAUCCCUCCCUGGUCCCUGAGCUGAUGGAGCAAGGACACUUUGCCAUCCCCAGGGGCAGGUUCAGAGCUCCCCCUGCUUGCUGUGGGCACAGAGCAGCCCCGAGCUCCGGCCACACUGAGCGUGUCACCCACUGUCACCACCCACGGCAGGGCUGGGCUCCCCGACCUGGCACAGGGCACCCCAAUUGUCACUACAGGACACUCAAGGUGAAGAAAAGGGAAAGUUUAUUUUCUAACUCCCACAUUUAUAGUUUUCCAAAAGUGACAGUGGAUUAGAGGGUGAAAGUGUCACCUCAUCCAUCAAUGAUGCUGGACAAACCAGCCAACAGUCCAUCAAAUUCCUCCUCCUCUAUAAUAGAAUGCAAAACAGUAAAUUAUUUACAGAAGGUGUGUGAGAAAGUUUGCUACAAGAAUGUGAACAUCAGAAGGCUCAGAAAACCUUAAAAAAUGAGGGUGCCACCCAAUCACUCCCCCAACUCCUCGACACCUCCCAAGCCACCCCAGCACUGGGUGUCACCAUCUGCCACUGGUACCUCCAUGGGUGUCACCCUCCACCACUCAUUAGGUGUUACAGAGAGCAAUUGGCUCCCAAAGAGUGAGGAAAGCUGAGAGAGGGGAGCAUUGCAGCCCCCCCAGCACAGCCAGAUCCCACCAAACAUCAGCAGGCCAGGAAACCUCCCCUGCACAGCAAUGCCCUGCCAGCCAGGGUCCCCUCAUGGUUCUCCCUCCUGUGGCCUUGGGGUGAGAAGUGAUGAAACUCCUGGGGUGAGCCCCCAGAGCAGAUGGAGAAAUUGCCUGAUCAGCAGCUCUGCAGAACAGCAGGAGCCGGGUCCCUGCACAGGAGGAGCUUUUCCCUUUUCCUCCCCAAACAAACCCGGCAGGAGCAGGCCAGGAGCAUCCACGCUGUGCUCCAGCUCCGGGAGGAACUGGCAAACACACACCCAAACCCCUGCCACCUAUGAUAACAAUUAGAGGCUUAUCUAAUUGCAAAAAUAAUUGCAAUUGAAGUGUUUAAUUACCAUACUAAGCAGGAAGAGCCGUUUCCUACUGUUCCAGUAGCACUCCCGAUCCAUCAAACAAGGUUUGGGGCUUGUUUGGGUGCUGGGCUUUUUGGGUUUUUUUCCUGGUUUUCUUUUUUUGAUUAUUAGAUUGCAGCCCCAGGGGAUGAAGAGAUUUGCUAAUUAGGGUCUUGGAGAACAGCUACCAAUUCACAAACACUUGCUUUUAAUUUCAAUACUAACGAGGCUGGAAGGGGGAGAAAGCCAAAAUGCAGAACAUCUGUGGCAGGGCUGGCUGCAGCAGGGCUGACACUGCUCAGGGACCAUCCCAGAGACCCCGGGAAUGGGCAGGGCUCCGUGCAAGCCCAGGCAGGUGGGAGCAGCUGCUCUGGGUCGCUGCUGUCGCCGCAGCCACCACACAAACCAAUCCCAGCAUCGAUCAUCUGUCUAAUCCCCCCAGGGACCAUCGGCUUUCUCAGUGAUGGGCUAAUCCUGGUCCUCAGGCAGCCGUUCCAUCCCCCGGGGGUGCAGCAGCAAGAAUUUCUCCAGGUGACAUUUGGUUUUGUUCUCCUCUAAACUGACAACAAAAGGGAAUUUAAUUCUCUCGCCAAGCAGCAAUUCUGAGAGGGAAGAGAAACUGCUUAGGAAGCUCCUAACCAACAUCUGCUCUCACAGAUAGGAAACAUCCCCUGCUAGCGUUGGGAGCACAGGCGGGGCUGGCUGCCAAGUGCACGGGGACAUCCCCAUCCCCCUGUCCCUGCAGGAGCUCCAGUGCCCCGAAUGUGGCACCAAAUCCUCACCUGGCUCCAGCAGCCACCCCAGGGACCCACAGAGCCUGCCUGGGCUUCUUCCACCAAACCUUUCCUGUCCUUGGCACAGCUCUGGGGAGGGUCCAAAAACCUGCAAAGAAGAGAAACAGGGAGGGAGAGAAGCACAGGGGAGGCAGGAGCAGCUGCAGGGCAUCCAAGCAUCCCAUCCCACAGGAGCACAGCUGAGAUGUGGUGGUUGCCACAGGCCGGAGGCAAAGGAGCGUUUUAUUUCUUUUAGAUAAAAGAGAAACAUCAGUAGAAUGAGAAAAAAAACUGUGUUGGGGUUGUUUUUUCCAGGCUGUCAUGUGAUUAAACACAGAGGGAACAGAAAGGUAGAGAACAGCCCCGAGCAGUGGAAAAUGAGAAACUUUGUGUUAGAAAUCUCAAGAUUGGAUUUUCUGAAAUAAAAUACAUUUUGGGGUCACUCACCCAACA
Zonotrichia albicollis (white-throated sparrow) is the source of this 4722-nucleotide messenger RNA. Lineage: Eukaryota; Metazoa; Chordata; Aves; Passeriformes; Passerellidae. The record is from RefSeq and is a predicted model, not a curated record.